CCAAUCUCCAAAUCCUUCAAGGUACUUGUCGAUCUUCAAUUCCAACCCUCCGCUUAAAUAUCUCCCCUGAUUCUAAUCCGUCGCAUCGUCCGAAGCGUGGUGACGUCCACGUGCACGCACUAUUAUACCCCCUCCUACUCCAUACGUGUCAGUUAUUACCUCGCCGCACGCACGCACCGGUUCCGCACGCCACCAUCCUCCACCUCCUCCAUUCCCGCAAGCGAAGCCCUAGACCCACGGAUAGGACGGAGGGGUACACGAUCCGGGCGUGAGAGAACCGCGACAGACGCCGAUAAAGAGGCAUUGAUUGCGCUGCGUGAUUCACGGGCCGAGCCCCGCUAUCCAACAACAUGUCUAUAAAGUGAGUCUAUCUCCGUCAUUGCGAUACACGGGUCUACAUUGUUGUUACGAGACCUGUCAAUUUAUCCGUGCAUUUUCAUCCUUCUGUCCUUCUCGUCGCCAUGCCUCGUCCGAAGAUGCUAAGGCGGAACCACUCUCCUGAUAGUUGGGUGAUGCUCUCACAGAGCGAGGGCUUCACGUCCUUACCCGGUGAACAACGACUCUAUAACUCACCACCUCGAACAACCCUAUCAAUAUCGUCACAUAACACCGCCCCUGGCCGAGAAAAGUACUCGCUAUAUUGCAGCAGUGGGUGCGUGCACGUCACCAACCGCCGAAUCGUCUACCUCCCCACCCAACCCACCUCCGCCUUCCGCUCCUUCGCCGCCCCCAUCCUCAAUAUCCACGACACCCACGUCGCUGCCCCCUUCUUCGGCCCCAACGUCUGGAGCGCCAUCGUCCAACCCGUCCCCGGCGGCGGCCUCCCCGCUGCGCACCUCGCCCUCGAGCUCAAGCUGACCUUCAAGGACGGCGGCGCCUUCGACUUCCACUCCACCUUUGAGCGCAUCAAGGAGCGCCUGCAGCAGGCCGUCGAGGUCGCGCGUGAGAGCGGGACGGUGGCCGGCGACGGCGUGGAGGAGGGCGGGGCGGCUGGGGCGGGCGCGCUGGGCGCGUUGGAUUGGGGGAACGUGCAUUUGGAUCAGCUGCCGGCGUACGAGCAGAGCGGUGCUUCGAGGGCGGCGCCGCCGCCAGUGACGAGCGGGGGACAGCGGGAUAGGGAUAGCGGGCUGGGGGAGUCGCCGGAGGCGAAUGGGGCGGCGGAGCCGCCGGAUGGGGAGCCAAGAGACGUGCCGGCGGACCCGCCGCCGGGGUACGAGGAGGUGCAGCGGGGGAGUGUUGCGGAAGAGUUGGAGAGGAGGUUACGGGUGGCAUGAAGAUUUAGGGGGGUUCUUCUGAAUACUGACUUACCGGCACCUAGCGACAUGUGUGGGCAUUGUUUGCCGUGUUUUUCCUCAAAACUAAGUUAAAAGAUCUUGGGGAUUUUAAUGUCAGAGGGUAGAGAGCAUCUGUAUUACUUAUCCGUAAAUGUGGCAUCAAUGGGGGCUCUCUUCGGUCGAGGAGCCAAAGAGGGCAAAAGCGCCAUCGGAGGACCUGGGGGAGUUUACCAAUCGCCCUAGACGAAGAGAAUAUCGGCUCCUAGGUAUCGUUCAUGCGACAUGUGCAAUUCUAACAAUGAAUAAUGGUCC
Messenger RNA from Eremomyces bilateralis CBS 781.70, 1586 nucleotides. RefSeq lists its product as uncharacterized. The coding region runs from base 462 to 1274 and encodes 270 amino acids. The record is from RefSeq and is a predicted model, not a curated record. The transcript has 2 exons. Gene Ontology annotation, biological process: positive regulation of DNA-templated transcription. Lineage: Eukaryota; Fungi; Ascomycota; Dothideomycetes; Eremomycetales; Eremomycetaceae. Gene Ontology annotation, molecular function: transcription coactivator activity; chromatin DNA binding. Gene Ontology annotation, cellular component: nucleus.